Molecule: messenger RNA, 216 nt
Organism: Diabrotica balteata
Lineage: Eukaryota; Metazoa; Arthropoda; Insecta; Coleoptera; Chrysomelidae
Source: the annotation of a GenBank genome assembly
AUGCUUAAUGAAUUUAAACCAUUUUUGGAAAAUCAAAAUGUAGCCCAAACAUUAAGUGCUGCAAGACUUUCGAAUGAGACUCCGCAGUUUUCUGGACCAAUUCAAAACGUUACAGUAGCUCUCGGAAGAGAGGCAGUACUUAGCUGUACAGUUACCGAUCUUGGACAUUACAAGAGAAUAUUAUCUCAAGGAAUCAAACUUCCUAAUUAUUUAUAG